This is a messenger RNA of Medioppia subpectinata, 474 nucleotides long. Lineage: Eukaryota; Metazoa; Arthropoda; Arachnida; Sarcoptiformes; Oppiidae. The record is from the annotation of a GenBank genome assembly.
AUGUUAUUUUUCGCGAUUUGUCAAGGUGGCGAUAGACUUGGUUUACUAUACGCCGAGUAUGACGAUUGUGUUGGCUAUUUCACCAGGAUCAUACGCCGAGCCGAGUUCAACACCAAUGAUGCCCAGUGCAAUUCAACAUGGCAAAACUACGGGGCAAGUGAUCAGGCUGUUGGCUAUAGGCAUGGUCAUAAGACAAGAAUCAUAUCGGUGUUAAACACAAUAAACAUGGAUAUAUCAGGUAACGAAUGGUUCUACGGCGCGGGUACAGUAGUGGAGGGCCAAUGUAUGGGCGCUCUUAUAUUUGUACAAAACGAUGUCUACAACCGGAACGGAUCAUGUGAUCGGUCCACAGGUGUUAUGGAUGUCAUGUCUGACGUGAAUCAGGCGUUCAUUGAUAUGAGGGGUCAGUCGUGUGCCACCCGUUGUAACGGAACCGUAUGGUUCAGAUACAGACCCGGAAAGACAUCGAAUUGA